AUGACUGCGAGCAGUCGGCCACGCGCGAAGAGACGAAUUGGAGCAGCACCACAACCCACGGCUGUGACAGAGAAAAGCCAUGCCCCACCAAACAAACCCAUUGCAAGCACGUCUACAACUCCACUGUCCUCCGCAUAUCCCUCCGCGUACCCAACCGAAGACGAAGAUGAGACCCUAGGACCCAAAAUCCAGUCAUUUCGGUUUCUUGCUCUCCCCUCCGAGCUGCGCAACAAGAUAUACUCCUUCGUAUACUCGACUGCUCCUACCGUAAUUGAUCUCGAUCCUCAUACCUUCGCUCUACUCAAUCAACAGAAGCUCCUAUCCCUCUUUCGAGUCUCGCGCCAACUACAUCAUGAAGCAGCACAUCACUUCUUCAGCACACAUACGUUUCGUCUCUUCCCUACGUACCCAGGCCGCUAUUUGAAGACCAAGAAGCCUCUCCUUGCUCGCCUUCCCGCACACUAUAGGGCCUCUAUGACUUCUUUAGAGCUACGCUUGGGACCUGGAUUCAAUAAUCCGCCACAGGGAUGGAUUGUGAAUGAUGCUUUGGGACUUGCUGAUUGUACUACCGUGAGGGUCUUGAAGGUUUUUGUAGAAUGCGAUCCCAGUGAUGCAAUUUUCAAGGGGUUUCGAAUGGGUGAGGGAGCAUACGAGCGUUUCUCCGCAGAGCUAUUGAAUUCGGUCUUGGAGGUAGUUGCCAGUGUCACGACCGUGGAAUUCGAUGCUUGGCCUUCGGUCAAGAGGGGUGGAGAUAUGAUGACCGGACUCGGCGAGGUAGUGGCUCAGCACGAUAAAGUGGUUGGUUGGGGCCCUGAACGAGGUUGGGACAAGGAUAGCGACCAAAUAUGGCUUGAUGCAGUCCUUAUGAACGGUCUUGGCAAGGCUCUUAGCAAGAGCGUUGCCAUCUUCGGUUGA
Lachnellula hyalina is the source of this 915-nucleotide messenger RNA. RefSeq lists its product as uncharacterized. The coding region runs from base 1 to 915 and encodes 304 amino acids. The transcript has a single exon. Lineage: Eukaryota; Fungi; Ascomycota; Leotiomycetes; Helotiales; Lachnaceae. The record is from RefSeq and is a predicted model, not a curated record.